Messenger RNA from Cuscuta epithymum, 3250 nucleotides. NCBI's taxonomy places the organism in Eukaryota, Viridiplantae, Streptophyta, Magnoliopsida, Solanales, Convolvulaceae. The record is from the annotation of a GenBank genome assembly.
UCUCUCUCCCGCUGACAUCACGGUCCAGCUUUUAUAUGCUUAUAGAUUUCGUCUCACUAAAAUCUUAAACCCUGAAAUUGAUCGGCUGAGCAACCCUGAAAUAAAUUUCCGGCGAAUUCGUCAUGGCGAAGAAAGCAAAAGCCAUGAAGAGUGAGAAUGUGAAGAAGAAAACAAAGAAGAGCAAGUCCGGACCGAAGGCCAUUAACAUGAAGCUCAAAGCUCCAGCUCCCAAUCCUUUUGAAGCCAUCUGGUCUCGCCGGAAAUUCGAUAUCCUUGGCAAAAAAAGGAAAGGAGAGGAACGUCGAAUUGGCCUUGCACGCUCUCUCGCCAUAGAAAAGAGGAAGAAGACUCUGCUGAAAGAGUAUGAACAAAGUGCAAAGUCCUCCGUGUUUGUAGACAAGAGAAUUGGGGAACAGGAUGAAACACUUCAAGAGUUUGAUAAAGCUAUUCUUAGGUCUCAGCGUGAACGACGGCUGAACGUAAAGAAAAAAAGCAAGUAUAACUUGUCGGAUGGGGAAGAUGAGGAUUUGGAUGUUAGUUUCUCUGCAGGAAGGGAUGAUUUUGAGGAUGAAGUGCCACUUGAUGAAGAUGAUAGAAAGAGUGAGAAGAGGUCAGCUGUCCUGGAACAAUUUGAUUCUCAUGAAUCACGUGAUACACAAAAUAAUCUCAUUGAAGAAGAUGAAAAUAGGCACAAAUCCAAGAAAGAAGUGAUGGAAGAAAUAAUUUUAAAGAGUAAAUUUUUCAAGGCUCAAAAAGCAAAGGAAAAGGAAGAGAAUGAGCAACUGCUUGAACAGCUGGACAAAAAUUUCACUUCAUUGAUGCAGUCAAAAGCAUUGGUGUCACUAAAACAGCCAUAUAAAACUAAAGAUUCUUCAGAAAAGGAAACACACGAUGAUUAUGACGUGCUAGUAAGUGAGGUUGCUGAGGAAAGGCGUGCUCAAGCAUCAGAGUUAGCAAAGACAGCUGAAGAAAUUGCCCAAGCGGAGAAAGAGCACCUAGAAAGAUUGGAGGAAGAAAGAAAGAAGAGGAUGGUUGCUGCUGAUGAGUCCAGUGAUGAAGAUGACAAUGCAUGUGAAGAAGAUAAGGAUGCAUCUAUCAAAGCACCAAUAUCUGGGGAUGAUCUUGGCGACUCAUUCUCCCAUGAGGAAGAACCCAAAUCUAAAUUGGGCUGGAUCGAUGCAAUUUUGAAAAGGGAAAAUGAGGAUAAUUCUGAAAAUGAAGAUAAAUCAUCUACUGCUUCAGAAAAUGAAGAGGAAGACCUUGAAGAAGAAGAUGAUGAUGAUGAUGAAGGAGAAGGAACUGGCAAGGACGAUGAUGGUGAUGAUCUUGCAAAGUCUCAGACUGUGAAGGACUGGGAACAGAGUGAUGAUGAAAAUCUUGACACUGAUUUUGAGGAUGAUGAAGAUGACUUCGGAGAUAAUAUUGCCAAAGAACAUGAAGAAGUUAAUAAAACUAACUUGCUAUUAGAAGCAGAAGGGAAGGAAAAAUGUAAAAUCCUAAUAACUGAUAAAUCAAAACCAUAUCUGAAGCAGCAUUCAGCACAAGUAGAACUUCCUUAUACUAUUGAAGCUCCAAAGUGCUUUGAAGAAUUUACUUCUUUGUUAGACAAAUGCUCUGAUGAUCAAAUAAUUGAAGCAAUUAAGAGAAUUCGUACCUUCAACGCAAUCAAGGUAGCAGCUGAGAACCGGAAAAAAAUGCAAGUAUUCUAUGGGAUUUUAUUACAAUAUUUUGCAGUUCUGGCAAAUAAAGUUCCAUUAAAUUUGAAACUGUUGGAUUCGCUUGUAAAGCCAAUUAUGGAGAUGAGUGUAGAGAUUCCCUAUUUUGGAGCCAUAUGUGCUCGGCAACGCCUACAAAGAACCAGGUUUCUGUUGUGUGAAGAUCUUAAGAUUGAAGGGAAAAACUGCUGGCCUUCUACCAAAACACUAUUUCUUUUGAGACUUUGGUCUCUUAUUUUUCCAUCAUCAGAUUUCCGCCAUGUUGUUAUGACUCCGGCUAUGCUAUUAAUUUGUGAGUAUUUAACACGGUGUCCUAUCACGUGUGGCCGGGAUGUUGUGGUUGGAACUUUCUUAUGCUCAUUGGUGCUCUCUGUCACUAAGCAUUCUCUGAAAUAUUGUCCUGAGGCUAUAAUCUUCAUUCAAACAAUGCUACUUGCAGCGUCUGACAAAAAAGAAACGGGUUCUAAAAAUUCUCAGUUGAGUUCUCUUUUGGAGGUUAAAGGAGUGAGGCCUCUGCUUCAUAUGCAGAGUACAAACACAGAAAUUAAAGCUUUGAAUCUUGUAAUGCUGAUGGAGCUACCCGUAGAUUCCCCUUACUUUAGCUCUGAUGAGUUCAGAGCCAGCAUCCUUGUAGCAAUCAUGGAGACUCUACAAGGAUUCGUCAAUAUUUAUGAAGGGUUUAAUUCCUUUCCUGAAAUAUUCAUGCCAAUCACAAAACUUUUGAAUGACUUGGCAGUACAGAAGCAUAUGCCAGAUGCAUUGCAGGAGAAAAUCAGGAGUGUUACCCAAUUAAUUGAAAAUAAAAUAGAGGACACUCUCAGGCUGCGUCAACCUCUCAGAAUGAGGAAGCAAAAGCCCGUGCCAAUCAGAAUGUUCACUCCUAAAUUUGAAGAGAACUUUGUAAAGGGUAGGGAUUAUGAUCCAGAUCGGGAACGGGCUGAGAUAAGGAAGCUAAAGAAACGUGUGAAACAGGAAGCGAAAGGGGCUAUUCGGGAAAUUCGUAAGGAUAACCAUUUCUUAUUUGGAGUGAAGGAGAAAGAGAAAGUAGCUGUAGCAGAAGAUAGAGCCGAGAAGUUUGGGAAAGCUCUUGCUUUUCUUCAAGAACAAGAACAUGCAUUCAAGUCUGGGCAGUUGGGAAAAGGCAAGAAAAGAAGAAGGUAAAGAAGUUCCAACUUGGUGGGCCUUUUCGGUGGGACGAUCUGUGUUAAUCAAACACAUAAUGGACAUCUCGAGGCUGUCCAGAGCCAUGCUGCUCCUCUCUACCUUUUGCAGCUCAUUAGUUAUCAAGAGUUAUGAGUAUGAGAUGUAUUUCUAUGUUCUUUUUAUAAUGUUAUUUGUAUGUUCUUUAGUGUUUUAAUUUUAUGAAAAAUGAAACUCCUGCUUUAGAAUCAUUAUAGAGAUAUAUCUGUCGCAACUCGAAGGAAAAAACCCAGUUUUGACAGUGGAUCUUACUCACAGUUCUUGUCUUCUUGAUGUGGUAGGCUAGUUUGUGUUUAACAUUAUGUGGAGGGUGUUUAUUUCAGCUUUAUGAGAGG